Messenger RNA from Dipodomys ordii (Ord's kangaroo rat), 1472 nucleotides. RefSeq names its product fibroblast growth factor 7 (gene Fgf7). Bases 451 to 1035 code for a protein of 194 amino acids. The transcript has 4 exons. NCBI's taxonomy places the organism in Eukaryota, Metazoa, Chordata, Mammalia, Rodentia, Heteromyidae. Gene Ontology annotation, biological process: fibroblast growth factor receptor signaling pathway; positive regulation of peptidyl-tyrosine phosphorylation; lung development. The record is from RefSeq and is a predicted model, not a curated record. Gene Ontology annotation, cellular component: cytoplasm. Gene Ontology annotation, molecular function: growth factor activity; type 2 fibroblast growth factor receptor binding.
ACACGCGCUCUCACACACAGAGAAAAAUCCUCUUGCCUCUUGAUUUAUGGAAACAAUUAUGAUUCUGCUGGAGUAUUUCUCAGCUGAGAAAUAGUUUGUAGCUACAGCAGAGAGGCUCCAGUUGCACAGGGCAGACAGCAGACAUGGAAUUCUUGAGUAUCCAGCUGUUAUAAACAGAACAAAAGUCAAAUAGAGAUCAGCAUUGCAGCAACUGGCCUUACUACAACAUGUUUUUAUAAGGAUAUAUGAACAGAAAAUUACUUGAGGAGGAAUCCGACAUUGCCAUCAGAAACUAAGAGGAUAAGGGUUAAUAGUCUGAGAAGAGCAACUACUCUUUUAAAUCAAUCUACGGCUUGCAGAGUGGAAAAGGUCAAUGACCUAGGAGUAAGCAUCAACUCAAGAUUUAAUUUUCAUUAUGUUAUUCAUGAACACCCGGAGCACUACACUAUAAUGCACAAAUGGGUACUGACAUGGAUCCUGCCAACUUUGCUCUACAGAUCAUGCUUCCACAUUAUCUGUCUAGUGGGCACUAUAGCUUUAGCUUGCAAUGACAUGACUCCAGAGCAAAUGGCUACAAACGUGAACUGUUCCAGCCCCGAGCGACAUACAAGAAGUUAUGAUUACAUGGAAGGAGGGGAUAUAAGAGUGAGAAGACUUUUCUGUCGAACACAGUGGUAUCUGAGGAUUGAUAAACGGGGCAAAGUGAAAGGAACCCAAGAGAUGAAGAACAAUUACAAUAUCAUGGAAAUCAGGACAGUGGCAGUUGGAAUUGUGGCAAUCAAAGGGGUGGAAAGCGAAUACUAUCUUGCAAUGAACAAGGAAGGAAAACUCUAUGCAAAGAAAGACUGCAACGAAGAUUGCAACUUCAAAGAAUUAAUCCUGGAAAACCAUUACAACACAUAUGCAUCUGCUAAAUGGACACACAGUGGAGGAGAAAUGUUCGUUGCCUUAAAUCAAAAAGGGGUUCCUGUAAGGGGGAAAAAAACGAAGAAAGAACAAAAAACAGCCCACUUUCUUCCUAUGGCGAUAACCUAGUCAAUGUAUGGUAUAUAAGAAACCAGUUUCAGCAGGGAGAUUUCUUUAAGUGGACUGUUUUCAUUUCCUUUUUCUUCUUUCUUUUUUUUUUUUUUUAAGUAACCGAGAAAGGCUGGAAAACUACUGAAAAACUGAUCAAGCUGGACUUGCGCAUUUUUGUUUAUUUUAAGAGACUGCAUUAAAGAAAGAUUUGAAAACUAUACACAAAAAUUAGAUUUAGUAACUAAGAGUUGUAAAAAGUUGUAACUGGUUGUACAAUCAUGGUGUUAGUAAUAGUAAUGUUUUUUUCUUAAAUUAAUUUACCCUUCAGAGUAUGUUAGAUUUGAUUAUCUGAUAAUGAUUAUUUAAAUAUUCCUAUCUGCUUAUCAAAUGGCUGCUAUAUAUAUAUAAUAAAUAAUAAUAAUAAUAAUAAUAAUGCAGAUGAUGUUAUAUAAGGU